CAGCCAGAAGAACCGCCCUGUGAACGCGACAAACCGCCGCAAAAAUCAUCACUGUCAUCCAAAUUGCUUGACAAAGGCAAACGUAAAAUACGCAUCGUUGUAACCGACAGUGCGGGCGAGCAUACAAGUUACAAUAAUCUACCACGCGAACGUGAACCCAAAAAUGUUAAUGUCGAUUACAACGGUGAUUACGAUCUUUAUAAAACCCAGAGUUUUGCUUUAGAUGGCAAUGGUCGAUCAAAAAAUGAUAAAAAUUGGGAAAAUUGGGAGCGUAUUCGUGAACAGAAAUUAGAACGCAUGAAACAUAUUUGCUUUGAAAGUUACCGUCAAUCAAAGCGGGAUAAAAUGCAACAAUGGAAACCUAAACCGCGACAGCUUGAUCCCUCUUGGUAUACGGACAACAUCUAUUCAAAUCAUUCCGAAGAUCUGGAAGACGAUUAUAUACCCGAUUGUCUCAAAUAUGGGGGCUAUCGUAAGUUACGUAAUAUACGAGAACAUGAUGAACUUUUCAUUGAUACGGGCGAAGAUGAAUUUGCCGACGAUUUCGAAGGUGAAGUUAUAGAGAGGAGGGGUGAGGGGGAAGGAUCAGCAGGCUAUGGUUUGCAGAGAUCGUUUAGUUGUAAAGAAUUUCAUUAUCCUAAAUCGCAAAGUUAUUCAUUUGGCGUCAAUGCUUAUGAAGAAGGUUUGGGUGACGCUCCAACCGUCUCCGGACCGCCACCUCCACCAUCUUUGCCUCCCAGCGCUCCGCACCCUAUACUUAAGAAUCGCACCAAUGUGCCAAAAUCAUAUUCCUUUAGUGCCACAUCGUCAACAUCAGCCAAAACUAUGCCUUUCGAUGUCAUGGACUACGAAGUGCCUCAAUCAAUGACGGGCAAGAGUAGAAGAGAACGACAAGAGGCUUUUCGUAAAUCUAUGGGGUUCUAUUGUAGCAACAGUCUGGAUGAAACGGCUCUAUCAGGUUCCCUUGAAGCUCAUACUUGUUGUGCUCGCGAACAUUGCACCAACGCCAAAUGUCUUCUAGAUGAUAUCUAUUCAGAUAGCUAUGAUUUAGGGGGGCCGCGACGACCCUGGCGUCGUGUGGCCCCUUCUUCGUCAUCGUUGUCUGGUUUUUAUGGUGCUGGCGCCAGCGGUGGUAGCAACAGGAAUCUACAUGAGACCGACUGGUGGGAUGAACGAAACAAUCAUCGUGUGGCAGGGGCUUCGCGCUACUCGCUGCUUUUGGGGCGCGAGCAGCCACAGCCGCCGCCACCUACGGUGAUUUGUUGCUGUGCUGCGGAUACUGACUAUUGCUACCAACGCCAGCAACAACACCACAUAGCCAGACCAGCACGAGCUCGUUAUCACUGCCCCGGCCAUCAUCCGGCCGCCGAAGAGGAGGAGCAUAUGCAUUGUAGAGCGAUGGCUUACGAUACGGAUCUCGAUCAUUUCAUACGUGACGAACGUGAACGUCUCAUGUCGCAAGACAAAUUCCUAGACGAGGAUGAACGUUAUCUUUCCUCCAGUGUACCGCGUCGGCAAUAUUCAUUGUAUCGUAGGCCAACGCGUAGUAAAUCCAUGUUAGAGGUUCAACCACCCAGUCGCUAUGACGAGGAUUCUUGUUCAGAUUCUACGGAAAUGGAUUUACGCGACUUUAACAUAGAUUUAGAAAAAUAUUGGGAGGAAUUAGAAAAACCACCCAGCCCCAUUGACUUAGAUAUGCAACGUCGCAAUAUGCAAAGCAAUCUAAAAGUUAAGAACGUCAAUGUAGGCUGUUAUAAUAAUGGACAACCCAUCGAUUUACAUGAUCGCGAGCAGGAACGCAUGAUGAUAAAGAAAUCAUUGCUGGAAGGCAUGCCUUCACCGCCGCAAGUUGAUCAUUCUUCACCCACGGACGCCAAUAAUGUUGCAAGUAAUUUUCAUUUUUUUGAGGAUGCUGGCUCGCCCCUACACCGCUCCUUCAACUACGGCCACAAAGUAUAUCCGGCAGCCGAAGUUUUACCAUCCUAUCAAUACAAUAAUUUCUAUCCCGAACAAAAUAGCGUUCAAACUCAACAGCCUACUAGCAGUGGGCAUCAUACCUCAGCGGGAGGUCAUUCAGCUCUAAGUCUGAUCAAUAAUAUAUUUUCGAUUUACAAGCCAAAUAAAUACGCACCACAAAACUGCCACUAUAACAAUGAAACCAAACCCGAGCCUUGCAAAAAAAUGAAUGUUCCAAGCACACGGCGUCCCCUAGGUGCACCCCAUUCCGAAUAUAUGCAUUCAAUGAAGCGACCGCUCAUCGUAAGUACCGAGCAACCCCACUUUAAAAUCAUACCAGAGAAGACAGGACUGAAGAUAUCGCCAUUUUAUAAUUACGACCACGAACAGUAUGAAGAAAAACCGCAAACACGCCUUAAAUUGACAAGUACGGCCCGACCGUUAAUGCUUCCGCACUGAUGGUGCUGGACAUUUCCAUGGUAUGGGGGUUGCUAAAGGCUGCUACUGUUACAUAAAAACAACAUAUAUAACAAUAUCACUUAUCAUAAUAAUCAUUAUCAAUAUGAUCGUAGCAUUGAAACAUAUAUAUUCAUUCGAUAUAGCAAACCUCUGAAAGGGAUCAAAACGUUUCUACAACCAUCACAUUUAACGUUCAACAUAUCGUUACAUAAAUUUUGAAAACUUGAAUCCAUACAAAUUUCAUGCAACUUCAACGCUCCAUAAUAAAGAAUUUCCAUGAAGAAUUUGAAAAAUUUACGUAACGUAUGGAUUGUGACGUAUGCAAAGUAAAGUUACAGAGAAGAACAGAAACGUUGACUCCACAUGCCAUUGGAAAAAGGAAAACUUGAAAUUCUAUUACCUGAUAAAUAGUUAAAAACGAAUCGGCAAAAAGAAAAAUCUUAAAUAAGGAGAGAAAACACAAAGAGUAAAGAAGAGGGGAACGUGUUGCAUUUUAUCCUACCGGUACUAACGUUGACUUAAUUUGGCAUUUUUCUGUUUUUUGCUCAAAGCGUGUAACUAAUCGACCGAUUGAUUUGGCGUAUUCUUAAACUAAGGAGGUAAGUCUACUAUAAGGUACGUUUGAGGAGCUUCACUCCACUAAUCCAAAACCAAUCAUUCACUGAAAAUCGCUAAUAAUAACGAAUCGAGAAAACGCUCAAAUUUUUCCAAUUUAAGCAAAUAAAAACAAUUAAUAAAUAAAUAAAGGACAACUUAACAAAACACAACAAG
Messenger RNA from Glossina fuscipes, 3186 nucleotides. RefSeq lists its product as uncharacterized. The annotation marks the transcript as partial. The transcript has a single exon. NCBI's taxonomy places the organism in Eukaryota, Metazoa, Arthropoda, Insecta, Diptera, Glossinidae. The record is from RefSeq and is a predicted model, not a curated record.